UGUUGAGAAGAUGGGAGCCUUUCGCAAGACCCUGUUGUUUGUUGGUGGUAGUGUGCUUGUGGUGGGUGCCUUGGGAGCAGCCAUAAUAGGAACCUCUUCCAGCGCAGCGCCAUUCGCAAGAAUCGACGAAAGCUCCAACAACGGAAAAUAUGCUGUUCGCUUGCCACCGUUGGAGAGUGUUCCUCCCAGACAGAAGCAGUUGGAGAGUUUGCGAUCUUAUAGUCAAGAACAGAAUUCGUUGGAUAUUCUGGUCAUUGGAGGAGGAGCAACUGGGUCGGGAGUUGCUCUUGAUGCUGCCCUUCGUGGACUUUCCGUUGGUCUUGUAGAGCGGGACGACUUCGCUUCAGGAACGUCUUCAAGAAGUACAAAACUUAUUCACGGUGGAGUUCGCUAUUUAGAGAAAGCUUUUUUCAAUUUAGAUCCAAAGCAGUUGGGUCUUGUAUUUGAAGCACUUCAUGAGAGAGCCAUUAUGCUGAGACAAGCACCUCACUUGACGCAUCCGUUGCCAACCAUUCUUCCUUGUUAUCAGUGGUGGGAAGUUCCUUUUUACUGGGUAGGUCUGAAGUUUUACGAUGCCAUAGCCGCAAUGGGUCAUGGCAGCUUGUAUCUUUCAAAAUAUUAUUCGUCUGCAGAAGCCAGAAGAUUAUUUCCUACACUUUCACCGUUACGAGCAGAUAAGAAACCGUUAAGAGGAGCUAUUGUUUAUUUUGAUGGUCAGAUGAACGACGCUAGAGUAAACGUUUCUGUAGCCUUAACUGCUGCGCUUUAUGGUGCUGCAGUUGCGAAUCAUACGGAGGUCACUGGACUCUUGAAGAAUUCAAAAAAUGGAAAGGUCAAUGGAGCAAGAGUAAGAGACCGCCUAACUGGAGAAGAGUUUGAUAUUCAUGCCAGAGUGGUUGUCAAUGCCGCUGGUCCUUUUUCUGACUAUAUUCAUCAUAUGGUCAAUCCAACAUCUUCUGAUAUUAUCGCACCAAGUUCAGGAGUACAUGUUACGUUACCCUCGUAUUAUUCACCAGAUGGAAUGGGAUUAAUCGUUCCGAAGACGAAAGAUGGUCGGGUUGUUUUUAUGCUUCCAUGGUUAGGUUCCACUAUAGCUGGAACGACUGACUCGUCGACUGAAAUCACGGAACUGCCUCAACCACAUGAAGACGAGAUAGCAUUUAUUUUAGAAGCAAUUCGUGAUUAUUUGAACGUUCAAGUAAGAAGAGAAGACGUGAAGUCAGCAUGGAGUGGAAUUAGACCCUUAGCAAGAGAUCCAAGGGCAAAAGAUACACAAAAUAUUUUAAGGGAUCAUUUGGUCUUUGCCUCGCCUGAAGGCCUGGUUACUGUUGCAGGUGGAAAAUGGACUACUUACCGAAGAAUGGCUGAAGAUACUGUCGAUAAGGCUAUCCAAGUUGGACAGCUGAAGCCCCAAGAUUCAUGCAAAACUCCAUAUGUUCAACUGAUAGGCUCUCAUUCUUGGGACCCUUCCUAUUUCACUUUUCUAGUGCAGAACUAUCGACGCCUCAAAUACACAGUUUCCAAGUCGAUGAGUCCAUCCAUCGGCGAGUUGGAUAUUGAUUGUGCAAAGCACCUGAGUACUUCUUAUGGAGAUCAAGCCUAUAAAGUAUGUGAACUAGCACAGCAGGGAUGGGGGAAGCGGCUAGUUCAUGGUUAUCCAGUUUUAGAAGCAGAAAUUGUGUACUGCGCUCAAAACGAAUAUUGUUUUACAGCAGCUGAUUUUCUUGCAAGAAGAUGCCGUUUGGCGUUUUUAGAUGCUGAAGCAGCGAACCAGGCUUUACCGCGUGUUGUAGAAAUUCUUGGAGAUAUUUACGAUUGGAGCAGCAGGAAACGGGAAGAAGAGUUAGAACAAGGAAGAAGAUUUCUUGCCUCUUUCCUUGGGGGAAGAACAGAACCGAGAUUGAAGCAGGUUACAUGACCCAAUUAUACUUCCUGUACGUUGUCUUUAUUCAUCGAGAUCCACUUUCUUAGCGCAUACAAACUAUCAGGUGUAAACUGCUUAUGUUUUCCUCCUUCAGCAUCUUGUAGAAUUUCUUUUAUAGUCAUUAGUUCCACGCUUUCUACCUCGGACUCUUGAAGAGUCAAGUCUUCAGGAACACGUCCUUCGAACCGGCAGGUCCAAAAGUCACCCCAAACCGUUGUAUGACUAUCUCGGAAGAAGAAAGAAAAGCAAUGCUUCAAGGGACUGUGUAUGCCUAGUUCUUCAAAAAGUUCUCUCUCAGCGCACUCUUCUUUACUUUCUCCAAAACUGUUCACACCACCUGCAGUCACCUCAUAAUAACCUGGACAAUAAUCCUUGUGUUUCGUUCGUUUCUGAACAACUAUUCUAUCAUCAGAACUGAAAACCAAAAUGUAGGAGGCUCGGUGAGGAAGAUUUUGGGCUCUCAUUUCCUUUCGCAAACAAGAGCCUAAUAUAUUGUUAUCCAAGUCAACCAAAAGGACCUUUUCAUCAUUCGACAUGCAGCCAACAUCGUUGUUCGGAGUACACAUUGCCAAAUAAGAAAUUC
Messenger RNA from Galdieria sulphuraria, 2507 nucleotides. RefSeq names its product glycerol-3-phosphate dehydrogenase. NCBI's taxonomy places the organism in Eukaryota, Rhodophyta, Bangiophyceae, Galdieriales, Galdieriaceae. Gene Ontology annotation, cellular component: mitochondrion; glycerol-3-phosphate dehydrogenase (FAD) complex. The transcript is spliced from 2 exons. The coding region runs from base 11 to 1918 and encodes 635 amino acids. Gene Ontology annotation, biological process: glycerol-3-phosphate metabolic process. Gene Ontology annotation, molecular function: glycerol-3-phosphate dehydrogenase (quinone) activity. The record is from RefSeq and is a predicted model, not a curated record.